Messenger RNA from Nicotiana tabacum (common tobacco), 697 nucleotides. RefSeq names its product LOB domain-containing protein 1-like. Lineage: Eukaryota; Viridiplantae; Streptophyta; Magnoliopsida; Solanales; Solanaceae. The record is from RefSeq and is a predicted model, not a curated record.
UACUACUCUCCUCUUUCUCUGCUUUAAUUUAUUCCUUGCACGUAAACAUCUACAAAGAAAACAUGGAGUCAAGCAGAACAGUCACCACUACCAAAACACCGUUGUCUCCUUGCUUCGUGUCGCCGUCACGUAGCUCACCAUCUCCGCCGCGGGUGGUGGUCACACCUUGUGCUGCCUGUAAGAUAUUACGGCGGAGAUGCGCAGAGAAAUGUGUGUUGGCACCUUAUUUUCCUCCCAACGACCCUAUCAAGUUCACCACUGCUCAUCGUGUCUUCGGUGCAAGCAAUAUUAUCAAGUUCUUGCAGGAAUUGCCGGAAUCUCAAAGAGCAGAUGCAGUGAGCAGUAUGGUAUACGAGGCUAACGCUAGACUGAGAGAUCCAGUUUAUGGUUCUGCUGGUGCUAUUUGUCAACUUCAAAAGCAAGUGAAUGAGCUCCAAGCACAAUUAGCCAAAGCACAAGCUGAGAUUGUCAAUAUGCAGUGCCAACAAGCUAACCUCAUGGCUCUUCUUUACUUGGAAAUGGACCAAUCUCCACCAGCAUCAUCCGAACUUGUCCAUAACGCCUUCCAAAGUGGCAUGAGUUUCCUAGAUGAUCAGAACAACAAUUUUGGGAUCAGCCUCUCUGGAUAUGAUUAAUUAAAAGGAAGAUAUAUAUGUUCGUCAGAACAUGAUCUAUAAUUUAAACUUGAUGGAUUUAA